AUGGUAGCGAAAGUUGGGAGUAGAUAUUUGAAUGAGGGACCCAAGGCUUCCAUUACGUUGACGACGGGGUCGACGGCGGAUAAGCCGGCGGUGGGAUGGAGUGUGUUUUCAAGUUAUGCGGCGGGGUUGCAUGGGAUGGCUAGGGCGUUGGCGGUGGAAUUGGCACCUGUGAGGGUUAAUGUUGUGAGUCCGGGUCCGGUGAAGACGGAAUUGUGGGAGGGAUUUGGGGAGGAGCUGAAAACGGCGAUUUUUGAGGAGAUGGAAAAGAAGCUUUUGACGAGGCAUGUUGCGUUGCCGGAAGAGAUUGCAGAGUCGUAUUUGUGGUUGAUGAAGGAUAGUAGUGUGACGGGAACGGUUGUGAGAUCGGAUUCUGCGACUUUUCGAAAGUUGAGAGCUCAAGUCCCGAAGUUGUGGAUUGGCCAUGAGCUAGUGCUUUCACAAGUUGAUCUUGAAGGAAAGUUAUCCACUAAACCACCUUCUUGA
Sclerotinia sclerotiorum 1980 UF-70 is the source of this 483-nucleotide messenger RNA. RefSeq lists its product as hypothetical. Gene Ontology annotation, molecular function: oxidoreductase activity. The record is from RefSeq and is a predicted model, not a curated record. NCBI's taxonomy places the organism in Eukaryota, Fungi, Ascomycota, Leotiomycetes, Helotiales, Sclerotiniaceae. The transcript has 2 exons. Bases 1 to 483 code for a protein of 160 amino acids.